Molecule: messenger RNA, 2163 nt
Organism: Ipomoea triloba (trilobed morning glory)
Lineage: Eukaryota; Viridiplantae; Streptophyta; Magnoliopsida; Solanales; Convolvulaceae
Exons: 4
Coding region: 1-2163 (720 amino acids)
Source: RefSeq, a predicted model, not a curated record
AUGCCUAUAACUCGAUCUGCUAAUCGAGAAAUAUUGCCAUACGAUCCAGAAAUUGAAAGAACUCUACGCAAGUUAAGAAAACAAUCUCGGAGGAAAUUGGAGUUUAGUGCACUGGCUACUGAUUCCCCAUCUUCCUCACAUUCUAAUUCAGAAGAAAAACCCAUGGCUCAAAAUCGUACUUUAAAAGAGCUUGGAGCUCCAAAUUUAGAUCAACAGCCUUUAUGCAUUACGUUUCCUGCUUUAGAUGCUAAUGUACAAUUUGAAUUAAAAUCUGGGUUAAUUCAUCUUUUGCCUUCUUUUCAUGGACUUGCAGGUGAAGAUCCUCAUAAACACUUAAAAGAAUUUCAUGUGGUAUGUUCAAGUAUGAAACCCACGGGGGUUACUGAAGAACAAAUCAAGUUGAGAGCAUUUCCAUUUUCUUUGAAAGAUUCAGCAAAGGAUUGGCUAUAUUACUUACCUUCCGGGAGCAUCACCACAUGGAAUGACUUGAAGACGGUGUUCCUUGAAAAAUACUUUCCAGCGUCAAGGGCGGCCAACAUAAGAAAGGAAAUCUGUGGUAUAAGGCAACACAAUGGAGAGUCAUUGUAUGAAUAUUGGGAGCGUUUCAAAAAGCUGUGUGCGAGCUGCCCUCAUCACCAAAUCACUGAACAAUUGCUCAUUCAGUACUUUUAUGAAGGACUCUUUCCAACUGAUAGAAGCAUGAUUGAUGCUGCAAGUGGAGGUGCUUUAGUUGAUAAGACACCGGAUGCUGCAAAGAAUCUAAUUGCAAACAUGGCAGCAAAUUCUCAACAGUUUGGCAAUAGAUUUGUCCAACCGUCCAAGCAAGUGAAUGAGGUAAGUAUUUCCAAUCUUGAACAACAGGUGGCUGGUUUAACUACUCUUGUUCGUCAAUUGGCUGUAGGAAAUAUGCAAACUGUGAAGGCUUGUGGAAUUUGCUCGGUAGUUGGACACCAAACUGAUGCUUGCCCAACUCUUCAAGAAGAACCUAUUGAACAUGUCAACAUGGCUGGAGGUUUUCCUGGACAACCUCAAGGUAUGAAUCUUGAAGAUAUUGUUAAGUCUCUUGCUACUAAUACUUUACAGUUCCAACAAGAAACACAACAAUUCCAACAAGAGACAAGGUCAAGUAUUCAAGAAACAAGGGCUAGUAUUCAGAAUUUGGAAAGACAGGUGGGACAACUAGCAACUGCAAUCAACAGGUUGGAGGCACAAAACUCUAGAAACUUACCAUCUCAAACGGUUGUUAAUCCUAAAGAGAAUGUAAGUGCAAUUAGUGUGAGAAGUGUGUUGUUGGAAAAGAAUGUUGAUUUGGACAAUGAAACAAGUGUAGGAAACAUUGCCAACAAUAAAGAGAAGUCUCAAGGUAAGUUUUCAUCUUUUUCUGAUUAUAAACCAGUACCCCCAUUUCCUCAAGCUCUUUUAGAAACAAAGAAAACAAAGUCAAAUAAUGAUUUAUAUGAGACAUUUCGUGAAUGUGAGGGUAAUAAUUCAUUGUUAGAUUCUAUUAAAAAAGUACCUCGUUAUGCAAAGUUUCUGAAAGAGUUAUGCACUAUAAAAAAGAAACAAAAUGAAGGAAAAACUGAGGAGGUGAAAAUCCAAGAGAAUGUUUCUACUGUGAUUCAAAACAAGCUUCCUGAAAAGUGCAAAGAUCCAGGUAUGUUUACUAUUCCAUGCAUGAUAAGUGGUGUGAAACUUGAAAAAGCCAUGCUAGAUUUAGGAGCUUCUAUCAAUGUCAUGCCAUAUUCUGUUUAUACUUCUUUAAAUCUUGGACCCCUAAAUAAAACUGGUGUAGUGAUUCAAUUAGCUGAUGGAUCUACUACUUAUCCUAGGGGUGUGAUUGAGGAUUUGCUUGUUGAAGUUAAUAAUUUGGUUUUUCCUGCUGAUUUUUAUGUGCUUGAUAUGGAAAAUAAUAAUAAAAUUCCUCAUAUUUUGUUAGGAAGACCAUUCUUAAAAACUGCAAAAACUAAAAUUGAUAUUCAUAGUGGGAUGCUUACUAUGGAGUUUAAUGGUGAAUUUGUUGUUAAAUUCGAUGAAAUUGCAUCUAAUGAGAAUAAAGAUGAAAAAAUUAAUAAAUCAUUUUUGAGUACUAAUUUGCAGGAAGUGGUGAUUGAGAAGAUAUGCAAGCCUAUGGUAGAGCAAUUUUAUAGGAAUGAACUUGAGUGA